GUGGCGCUGGCGGAGGUCGGUACAAUUCGCUGCUGCACCAAGGGACCGGAAGUGCGGCUCCAGGACGACGCGAGCAUGGCGGACGUCCCAAGCAACGCGCCAUCACAUUGUCCAGGAACAGGCAGUGAUAAUGCUGGUAAAGCUUCAGCUUGCCAGGGCUGUCCGAAUCAAGCUUUCUGUGCCUCAGGUGCCUCCAAAGCUUCAGAUCCAGCUAUUCAGGAGAUUAAGGAGAAGAUGGCAUCUGUUAAGCAUAAAAUUCUGGUUUUAUCUGGAAAAGGAGGUGUUGGCAAGAGCACUUUCAGCGCACACUUAGCCCAUGGAAUAGCGAGUGAUGACUGUAAGCAGGUUGCACUUCUGGAUGUUGAUGUGUGUGGCCCAUCCAUUCCAAAAAUCAUGGGAGUGGAAGGUGAACAGGUACACCAGAGUGGGUCAGGAUGGUCUCCAGUGUAUGUGGAAGAGAAUCUAGGUAUAAUGUCAAUAGGAUUUUUGCUCGGCAGCCUUGAUGAUGCUGUCAUUUGGAGGGGGCCAAAGAAAAAUGGUUUAAUCAAGCAAUUCCUACGGGAUGUGGACUGGGGUGAAGUAGAUUAUCUGAUUGUUGAUACACCGCCUGGUACCUCAGAUGAACAUCUUUCCAUUGUACAGUACCUGAGUGCCACACAAGUGGAUGGAGCUGUGAUCAUUACCACUCCACAGGAAGUGUCGCUACAGGAUGUGAGAAAGGAAAUCAACUUCUGUCGGAAAGUGAAUUUGCCUAUAAUUGGGGUUGUAGAAAAUAUGAGUGGCUUUGUGUGUCCAAAGUGCCAGCAUGAAUCUCAGAUUUUUCCACCAACCACCGGAGGUGCCAUGAAGAUGUGCAAGGAUUUAAGCAUUCCCUUCCUUGGUAAAGUGCCUUUGGAUCCCAGAAUAGGAAAGAGUUGUGAUGAAGGCAAGUCAUUUUUGACAGAAAUUCCAGGUUCUUCUGCAUCUAUUGCUUACAAGGAUAUUAUUCAUCGAAUCCAAGAAUACUGUGCCACUCAUCAAUCUGAUGUAGAAACAACUGCCUAAUGUACCAAAAAAUUUUCUGCAAUCUGCUGAGCGAAUUUGGUCAACUUAAGUCAGUGGAGGAAACCAAAGCUGAUGCUGAAUUUACUCUGACUGCAUAUUUUCAGUUUCAUUAAUAAUUUCUGAACUUCAGGAUAGUUCUUUGCUAUCUUGGCUCUACUCCUGUACUCAGUGAAGCUCUGAUUUUAGAUUUCAGUUUAAGUGACAAAUGGAAACGAAUGAUGGACAUAAAGAUUUGUAAUAAAGAGUCUUUUUAUACUUGUUGCACUGCUAGUGGAGAAAGACAUUUUUGAUUGGGUGGUCUGAUCAUGAUGGGAAGGGGAGUUAAAUAUAGAAUUAUUUCCCUUAUUUGACCAUUACCCAGUGUAUAGUCGGGGGCACCAGUGAAGGAAAAAGCAACAGAAUCACCAUACCAAGCAUUUGACUCAGCAAGCAGGACCUCAAUUCUCUUUUCUUCCCCCCCAAAAUACACUACAGAAUUUCACUCCUAUACUUCUUGCUCGAUUUUAUAACUAUGUGUUGAGACAAAAAGGUCAUAUGAUACCUGUAUUGUCUUCACAUUUAAGUCUGCAUUUCAACUCUGUCACCAGUAAUUUUUGAUAUUGCUGCCGAGUCUCUUUGAUGGUGAAUUACAAAUUUCUUCAAUUCCUCAAGAACUAAUUUGAACCCCAAAAGGAAGACUCUGGUCUCCUUCAACCUCUACCAAUAAAAGACAAAUUACUCAAUUGGACUGUAAUGACUUUUUUGUUUCCAAACUGACAAUAUCCUUUUAGAAAAUUGAUAGUACCAUUUGGAGUUUUCUUCAAGUGUCAGUGCUAAAUACUGUUUAAUAAAAUUUCAAUACCUCAAGUCAAAACAGUUCCACCAAAUGAACCUCUGUUAGUAUGAUGUGGAAAUAAUUGUGUUAAUAAUGAUUAUAAAUGUCACCUUUGUCCAAAUGUGAGUCGAUUAAGCUAAAUCUUUGAUUCUGUGUACUGUCUGUGUUCAGACUGGAUGAUUAGUCAGCCUGUAAUCUGGUAGAGUAACUGGGUGCCAAAAUCUGUGGUCCGUCCCCAAGGAUACUUGACAAUGGCUGGAUUCUGACUGCGUUUGUUAAAAUGUUGUAAGAUCACAAUAGUAAUCGUGUAAAUUAAUGUAAUAUACAUUGAAAUUGUAUGUUGACAUUUUAAUAAACCUGACCUCAAAGGUGA
Messenger RNA from Rhincodon typus (whale shark), 2231 nucleotides. RefSeq names its product nucleotide binding protein 1 (MinD homolog, E. coli) (gene nubp1). Gene Ontology annotation, cellular component: cytosol. Gene Ontology annotation, molecular function: ATP-dependent FeS chaperone activity; ATP binding; 4 iron, 4 sulfur cluster binding. NCBI's taxonomy places the organism in Eukaryota, Metazoa, Chordata, Chondrichthyes, Orectolobiformes, Rhincodontidae. The record is from RefSeq and is a predicted model, not a curated record. Gene Ontology annotation, biological process: iron-sulfur cluster assembly. The coding region runs from base 76 to 1044 and encodes 322 amino acids. The transcript is spliced from 11 exons.